CUCUUGUGUUGGAAGGACUGGACUUGGGAUCUUGUACAAGCAAAUGGACAGUGGAUUACCUGAGCCAAGCUGGGGGGGCGAAAGAAGUGAAGGUUCACGUUGCUGCGGUCGCACAGAUGGACUUCAUUAAACAUUACCAUUUAACAAGCUGGUCCAGAGAGCAGCCGAAGAAACGCAUAAAGAAUUCUUUAUUUCAGAGGAUGAGAAAUACUACUUACGGUCGCUUGGAGAAGACCCGAGGAAGAUGGUAGUUCAGCUAAUAAAAUACUUACCUAAAAUUACUGAAGACUUAUUAGAUGAGCCUUUAUGUGUAUUCAGAGCCAAAUGAAUAAGGCUAGACUGGAUACGAAUUAUAUGAAUCUUGCUGUGUUGGAUGUUGCAGAUAUCAGACAGCAGUUUCCAUCAUUAGGAGGAGAUAUUAAGUUUCCAAUAUUCUUUGAAGAGGAGCAGUUCUUUUCCAGUGUUUUUCGAAUUAGUUCACCUGGAUUGCAACUCUGGACUCACUAUGAUGUAAUGGAUAACUUUUUAAUACAAGUAACCGGAAAGAAGCGAGUUACACUGUUCAGUCCUCGAGAUGCACACUAUUUGUAUCUAUCAGGUUCUAAAUCGGAAGUGCUGAAUAUUGACAGCCCAGACCUGGAUAAAUACCCACUCUUUGCUAAGGCGAGGAGGUAUGAGUGUUUCCUUGAGGCUGGUGAUGCUCUGUUCAUUCCUGCUUUAUGGUUCCAUAAUGUAAUUUCUGAAGAGUUUGGCGUGGGUGUGAACGUCUUCUGGAAGCACCUUCCGUCGGAAUGCUAUGACAAAACAGAUACCUACGGCAACAAAGACCCUGUAGCAGCAUCCAGAGCUGUGCAGAUCUUGGACAGAGCUUUGAAAACACUGGCUGAACUACCAGAGGAAUACAGGGACUUCUAUGCACGCCAAAUGGUCUUACGUAUUCAGGACAAAGCCUACAGCAAGAACUUUGAGUAAAAAAAUGAACUAAAUGUAGUAAAAAUUUAAAAAUAAAAAUCAGCUUAAGUAUUUGAAAACUAUAACAAGAUAUAAACAUUUAAAGAUGUUUUUUAAAAAUAGGAUAAAUCAGUCUCAGAUUUAUUGUAUAAAAGGAGAUACAUAUCUGAUUUCUACUUGGUACAGAUUGAGAAUGCUUAGUAGACCCAUUCUUUAGCUCUAAGAUGUAAAUAACUAAAAUUCUGACAAUAAGAAUAUGUAUUGAAUCACACUACAUAAAGUCUACUGAUGGAAUGACC
Messenger RNA from Peromyscus leucopus (white-footed mouse), 1250 nucleotides. RefSeq names its product tRNA wybutosine-synthesizing protein 5-like. The record is from RefSeq and is a predicted model, not a curated record. NCBI's taxonomy places the organism in Eukaryota, Metazoa, Chordata, Mammalia, Rodentia, Cricetidae. Gene Ontology annotation, molecular function: tRNA binding; 2-oxoglutarate-dependent dioxygenase activity. Gene Ontology annotation, biological process: wybutosine biosynthetic process. Bases 307 to 972 code for a protein of 221 amino acids. The transcript has a single exon.